UUGGCCGAAGGAGUUUUGGAGAACGCGUGUGGAUUUACGAUUUCGUCAUGCUGUUUUGAGAUGUGUUGAUAUUCUGACAGUGACUUGAAUUUGGGUGUGUUGUUAGUGGAACAUGGGUGUCGGAAAUUCAAACUUUAUUUGAGAUUCAAGGUGGAUAAGCUCGUUUCCGAAGCCGAGUGCCUGGUGCUCUCGAUCUCGCUGGCUCCGGUCGUUCUGCUACUGGUGGACAUGAGGAAAUUACUAAGGAAAGGCAUCAACUGACAGCAGCAAUGACGAGCAAAGGAGGGGUUCCUCAGAUUAUGGUCUUUCGACCAACCUACGAGGAAUUCAAGGACUUCGCAAAGUACAUUGAGUACAUUGAGUCGCAGGGCGCCCACAAGGCUGGCGUCGCAAAGAUCAUUCCUCCAAAGGAAUGGGUUCCCAGAAGAAAUGGCUUCAAGGUGGAAGAUAUAGGUGACAUGGUGAUCAAGAAUCCCAUCUGCCAGGUGGUGACGGGCCGGCUCGGCUCUUACACCCAGAUCAACGUGCAGAAGAACGCCAUGACGGUACGCGACUUCUACCGCAUGGCCAACAGCGCCACCUACCAGACGCCGCCGCACGACGGUCUGGAGGACCUGGAGCGCCGCUACUGGAAGAACAUCACCUACGUGUCGCCCAUCUACGGCGCUGACGUGUGCGGCUCGCUCACCGAUCCCGACUGUGAUGUGUGGAACAUCAACAAGCUGAGAACCGUGCUGGAUUACGUGGAGGAAGACUACGGUAUCAGCAUUGCCGGCGUCAACACUGCCUACCUCUACUUCGGCAUGUGGAAGACCACGUUCGCCUGGCACACGGAGGACAUGGACCUGUACAGCAUCAACUACCUCCACUACGGGGCGCCCAAGUCCUGGUACGCCAUACCACCGGAGCACGGCCGGCGACUGGAGCGGCUGGCCGUCAACUUCUUCCCGUCCGAGGCCAAACAGUGCCAGGCCUUCCUGCGGCACAAGAUGUUCCUGCUCAGCCCGCAGAUCCUCAAAAAGUACUCCAUACCAUUCAACAGGAUCACCCAGGAGGAGGGUGAGAUCAUGAUCACGUUCCCCUACGGCUACCACUCGGGCUUCAACCACGGCUUCAACUGCGCCGAGUCGACCAACUUCGCCUCGCCGCGCUGGGUCGAGUACGGCAAGCGGGCGACCCUCUGCCACUGCAAGGACGACAUGGUGCGUAUCAGCAUGGACACUUUCGUACGCCGGUUCCAGCCGGAGCGGUAUGAGCUCUGGCUGGCCGGAAAGGACGUGGGCCCGCACCCGGAGGACCCCAGCCGCAACACGCCCGCCAACAGGCCCACGCACGCCGAUGUGGUCUGCAACAAGAGCACUGAGGAGAUGGCCAAGGUGACUGCGCUGAUCGACUCGCAGCAGAAGCGCCACAAACGUCACCCGAUCCACAAACGGAAGGGCUCCGACCGUCUGGAGGGCGACCAGCAGCUACUGGCGCUCGGCGACCUCUACGAGCGUGAGGAAGACUCGGACGGCGAUGACGGCGACUCUGAUGACGAUGACGACGAGGAGGAGCGCCGUCCGCGCCACAAGCGUCACCGCCUCUCGUUCACGGCCGCUGACGGCUCGCCGCAGCUGCAGGCGGAGCCUGUAGUGGAGCUGGAGCGUCUGGAUUCGAUCACCGGCGGCAGCUGUGACGAGCCGCACCAGCGCCACCGCAAGCGUCACCUGGUGCACGGCAGUCGGAGGAUCACCUUUGAGCCGACCGGCGACGGCGCGGCGCUGCGCCGGCGGCUAAUGGCGGCCGUGAGACACCGCCGGCGUGCCCCGGACCCGACAGUGGCUGCUGAGCUGCAGAAAGCGCUGGCAGAGGCCGCCCAGGAGCUGCCCAAGCUGUUAGAUGUGAGCGAUGAACAGCGCGAGGCGGCGCGAGAGGCUGAGGCUAAGACGCUGGCAGAAGAUGAGCAGCGUCGAUUGGAGGAGGUGAAGAAGGAAGAAGAGAAGAAGGCGGAGGAGAAGGCAGCAGCGGCGGCUGCUGCCGCGGCUGAGGCAGUGGCUGAGAUAAAGGCCAAAGAAGAGGAGCGGACGAGGCUGGCUCUGGCGGCGCCGGGCCCGUCUGGGGUGAGCUCUCGUCCGUCCGCUGCGCUCGCUGACAGCUCCGGUGUGCCGGUACGCAGGAAGUCGUUCAAGAAGGAAUCCAAAGACCCGAAGACAGCGGCUGCGCUGGAGGAGUCUCGGCUGAAAGAGGAGGCAGUGAUUCAGAAUAUUCUGAAGGCAAUGAGAGAGGAGGCUGGCUCCUCGGGUGCUGUGUUGGAAAAGAAGUUCAAGAUUCCGAAGAAGUCGCGUCAGCCGUCGUCGCCCGAGAGGCGAUCGUCAACGGAUGGCAGCACUGCGCCUUCGACCUCUCAGCUAAACGGCUCUCACGGCACGUGGCCCAGCGACUCGCGGCCAGCGCCGCUGCCACCGCCGCCGCCCGACCCGACCGCUAUCGCCACUGCCACGGCCGCCUCGCAGCAGCCGUCUUUUUUAGCGGUGGGCACUGGGAGGGAUCCGGGGGGCCUCCCAGUGCGCGCCGCGACGUCGGCGACCACCGCUCCCCCUGCGCCGGUCCGGCGCCGCCUGCCGGCCGGCCUGCUGCACUGGCUGCGCCACCUGGUGGGCUGCCGCUGGGACCGCGCGGCGCGCCGCCGCCGGCUCACCAGACUGCUGGACGAGCCGCUGCCGGAGCCGACCCGGCGCGGCCUGCUGCGCCUCCUCAAACAGACGGUGGCGGCCAGCGGCUCGGUGACGCCGCCGCCCUCUUCCGCGGAGGGCUUCAGCAGCAGCAGCAGCAACAACACCAGCAGCUCCUCCAACACCACCAGCAGCAGCAGUACCCUCCCGCUGCACAGUCCGCCCCAGCCGCCACCGGAUGGGCAGAUCAACGCCCGUGGGAGAACGGAAAACUCUGGGAUCGAGACAGAGGAGACGGUCCAUCCCGCGAGCUUGAGCGAUCGUGGGGUGACGCCCGCGCUGAUGGACAUGCCUGGCCUGAUCGGCGCCGAGAGUCUAAACCUUGGACUGCCGACCGACCUGAUGCUCAGCACUGGGGCGGCGAACGCGGAGACGGUCGGCCUUGGCGUGAUGAGCGACGGGACCAUCAGCGCUGGCAUGGCGACCAACGAGACGGCCAUCCCCGCGCUCCAGCCCAAUCCCGAGCCCCCGCCGGCCAGCCUUACGGCAACGGACAUCCAGAGCCGCGGGGUGGCGAGCGUCCACACAGAACUCGCUGGGACAGCGGUCAGCGCGACGGAGAACAAUGGGGCGGCGGGCGGCCCGCCAGAACUCGCUGGGACAGUGGUCAGUCCGACAGUCAGCACUGGGCCGGCGCCGAUCACAGAGAUCCGGCUGGUCGCGCCGCCGGGCCCCGCGGCCGCGGAGGGCCGCCCAGAGGUCACGGCGCCGCCGGUCCGGACGGUGACCACUGGCGGCACCGGCCCCGACCCGACGCUCACCACCACGGUACAAAUUGGCCGCCUCAGGGAGACGCUGUCGGUGCGCCUGCGUACGGCCGCGGACAGCAGCCUGUGCCGCCCGCCCACCGCGGCGGCGGGCCCGGCUGGCGGCCGGGACCCGACGGCCAUCAUCUGCACAAUCGCCACCGCGCCGGCGGCUGGGGGCCCGGUCCGCGCGGUGACCAGGCCCCCGGGCCCGGCUGGCAGCGGCACGGUCGCGGUCGGCCGGACGGCGCGUGGCGUGGUGACGAUCGGCAGAGCCGCUGGGGCUCUCGGCACGACAGCAGCGGCAGUGACGCGUCCUCCGCUGCCUACCGGACUGAUCAGGGACGCGUGGAUGGCGGCGCCGGCGGCGGUGUCCCAGGGGCCGGCUCAGACGCCAGCAUCAACCCAUGGGCCGCCGCAGACACCGACCGGCGUCCCGGCCUGCCGCCCGGCGGUCCUGCCGAGCGUCUCCCCCUGCCCACCGACUCCGGCGGCGGCCAGCGGGCCCAGGACACCCCCGCCGAGCCGCCAGCCGCGGCAGCCGGUAAUCCUGUCCCCGGACAAGGCGCGCCUGCUCAGGAGUCUUCUGUCGCAACUACGGCAGCACUGCUCGACCUCUGGCGACAGCUGUCCGCCGCGCAGCAGUUCUGGCAGCAGCAGCAGCAGUGGCAGGCCGCCCGGCACAUGUCUGGCGGCGGACUUCAGCAGCAGCAGCAGCAGCCCGGGCCGCGCUGAGGCGCCCCCGCCGCCGCCGCCGCCGCCCCUGCCGCCGGUGCUACCGCCGGUUCCAGUACAGGUGCCGCGGGCAGACCCGCCGCCGGUGGUUCUCCCGUCGCCGGCCGAGGCGCCCGGCCUGGAGCUCAUUCACCAGGCCAUGAUGCAGCUGGAGAACGCUAGUCCGCCGCCGCCACCCCCGCCCCCGCCGCCAUCCUCGGCUCUUGUGCCGGUUGUGAACGACAACGUUCCACCGGUAAAGACGGAGCCUGCCCAUGACACGGUGGAGGAGCAGAGGCACACGUCCGUCGACUCGGAGUCCGACGGAGAUGACACUGCCACAGACUCAGACAGCGAGUUGGAGGAGGAUCCAGAGCCGUGGCUGCCGCCGUCCGCCGACUGGGCAGCUCCUCUGACCGGUCUGUGGACGCCGCUGAAGGAUCCGGGCGACCGCUCAGACCUCGUGCGGGCCCACAACCGGCAGCGGAGCCGCGUACCGCCUCACUGCGCCGUCUGUCAGCUGUGGGCGCCGCCGGCCGCCCCCGCCCCCGCC
This is a messenger RNA of Amphibalanus amphitrite, 4727 nucleotides long. Its product is annotated as proline-rich protein 36-like. The record is from RefSeq and is a predicted model, not a curated record. Gene Ontology annotation, biological process: chromatin remodeling. Gene Ontology annotation, molecular function: histone H3K36 demethylase activity; histone H3K9 demethylase activity. Gene Ontology annotation, cellular component: nucleus. The transcript is spliced from 11 exons. The annotation marks the transcript as partial. NCBI's taxonomy places the organism in Eukaryota, Metazoa, Arthropoda, Thecostraca, Balanomorpha, Balanidae.